Anopheles marshallii is the source of this 1722-nucleotide messenger RNA. Its product is annotated as heat shock protein 60A-like. The transcript is spliced from 2 exons. Gene Ontology annotation, molecular function: protein-folding chaperone binding; ATP-dependent protein folding chaperone; ATP binding. The record is from RefSeq and is a predicted model, not a curated record. Gene Ontology annotation, biological process: mitochondrial unfolded protein response; protein refolding; protein import into mitochondrial intermembrane space. Lineage: Eukaryota; Metazoa; Arthropoda; Insecta; Diptera; Culicidae. The coding region runs from base 1 to 1722 and encodes 573 amino acids. Gene Ontology annotation, cellular component: mitochondrial inner membrane; mitochondrial matrix.
AUGUUCCGCUUGCCAACAGUGUUACGUGUUGCUGCCGCACGACAGGUCGCUUCCAGUCGGGGCUAUGCUAAGGACGUCCGCUUUGGACCGGAAGUGCGUGCCCUUAUGCUGCAGGGUGUGGAUGUGCUAGCCGACGCUGUGGCCGUUACGAUGGGACCAAAGGGACGCAACGUCAUUCUGGAACAAAGCUGGGGUUCACCCAAAAUCACCAAAGACGGCGUGACGGUGGCAAAGGGAAUCGAGCUGAAGUGUAAAUUCCAGAACAUUGGUGCCAAGCUAGUGCAGGAUGUGGCGAACAACACGAACGAGGAAGCCGGUGACGGUACGACGACCGCAACCGUGCUGGCCCGUGCCAUCGCUAAGGAGGGCUUCGAGAAGAUCUCCAAGGGUGCCAAUCCGAUCGAGAUUCGUCGCGGUGUGAUGCUGGCCGUCGACACCGUGAAGGAGCACCUGAAGACGCUGUCGCGCAAGGUGAACACACCGGAAGAGAUUGCCCAGGUGGCAACGAUCUCGGCGAACGGUGAUCGUGCAAUUGGAGAUCUGAUCAGCGAGGCGAUGAAGCGCGUCGGCAAGGAGGGUGUUAUUACGGUGAAGGACGGCAAGACGCUGAACGAUGAGCUGGAGGUGAUCGAGGGCAUGAAGUUCGACCGUGGCUACAUUUCGCCGUACUUCAUCAACUCGAGCAAGGGCGCGAAGGUAGAGUUCCAAGAUGCGCUCGUGCUGUUCUCGGAGAAGAAAAUCUCGACCGUGCAGUCCAUCAUUCCGGCGCUUGAGAUGGCAAAUCAGCAACGCAAACCGCUCGUCAUCAUCGCGGAAGAUGUGGAUGGUGAGGCACUCAGUACGCUGGUCGUGAACCGGUUGAAGAUCGGCUUGCAGGUGGCUGCGGUGAAGGCACCAGGGUUCGGAGAUAACCGCAAGUCGACGCUCUCGGAUAUGGCCAUCAGUACCGGCGGUAUUGUGUUCGGUGAUGAUGCGAAUCUGGUGAAGCUGGAGGAUGUGCAGCUGUCGGAUCUGGGACAGGUGGGAGAGAUCACGAUCACCAAAGACGAUUGUUUGCUGCUCAAGGGACGCGGCAAGCAGGAGGAUGUAAACCGCCGGGCGGAUCAGAUCCGUGACCAGAUCGCGGAGACGACGUCCGAGUACGAGAAGGAGAAGCUGCAGGAGCGUUUGGCUCGUCUAUCGUCGGGAGUGGCCGUACUGAAGGUUGGUGGUUCGAGCGAGGUGGAGGUUAACGAAAAGAAAGAUCGUGUCAAUGAUGCGCUGUGCGCGACACGUGCCGCCGUUGAGGAGGGUAUUGUGCCCGGUGGUGGCACCGCACUGAUCCGUUGCGCACCUGCCCUGGCGAGCCUGAAGGGUGCCAACGAGGACCAGAACACGGGCAUCGAGAUUGUGCGCCGUGCGCUACGUAUGCCGUGCACACAGAUCGCCAAGAAUGCCGGCGUCGAUGGGUCAGUGGUGGUGGCGAAGGUGGAGGAACUGCAGGGUGACUUCGGAUACGAUGCGCUCAACAACGAGUACGUCAACAUGAUCGAGAAGGGCAUCAUCGAUCCGACGAAGGUCGUCCGGACGGCACUUUCCGAUGCGUCCGGUGUGGCGUCACUGCUCACCACGGCCGAAGCAGUGGUGACGGAGAUCCCGAAGGAGGAACCGGCUAACCCCAUGGGUGGAAUGGGCGGCAUGGGCGGUAUGGGUGGAAUGGGAGGAAUGGGUGGUAUGAUGUAA